Messenger RNA from Diorhabda sublineata, 2041 nucleotides. It is a transcript of the gene mbt, whose product is annotated as serine/threonine-protein kinase PAK mbt. The record is from RefSeq and is a predicted model, not a curated record. Gene Ontology annotation, molecular function: ATP binding; protein serine/threonine kinase activity. Gene Ontology annotation, cellular component: cytoplasm. The transcript has 6 exons. Gene Ontology annotation, biological process: intracellular signal transduction; regulation of MAPK cascade; protein phosphorylation. Lineage: Eukaryota; Metazoa; Arthropoda; Insecta; Coleoptera; Chrysomelidae. The coding region runs from base 316 to 2034 and encodes 572 amino acids.
AAACAUCCGCUAGAGGUUUCAAAGUGUCGAAAUUGGGCGAUUUCUUAUUUGUUUGGUUCAUUUUCAAACCCUUUUGAUUUAAAUCACAGUAUAAAUUGAUAAAUAUUUACAAACUAGUUAGAAAACAACAUGUUCAAAAUAACACUGGAGAAGAAGUUGUUUGUGAACGUAUUAUUUCAAAAACACUUAAACCAGGUUAUGUAGCACGUAUGUUGACACCACUACAAUAUAAAAUAAAAUUCAUUUAAUAAGUGUUUUAACCUACUUUGGAUAUUAUUAUUGGUGUUUUGAGAAUAACGUUAGUGAAGAAGUAAAAUGUUUAGCAAAAAAAAGAAAAAACCUCAAAUUUCCCAACCGACGAACUUUGAGCAUAGGGUACAUACAGGCUUUGAUAAACGUGAAGGAAAGUACGUAGGACUUCCGUUGCAAUGGGCUUCUAUUGUAGGAAAUAAUCAAAUAUUGAAAUCAACUAAUAGGCCAUUACCUUUGGUUGAUCCUUCUGAAAUAACUCCAACUGAAAUACUGGACUUGAAAACUAUUGUUAGGGGAGACCAUAAAAAUGAAAAUAAACACGGAGUUUCUCAAAAUAAACCGAAUAAUGGUAUUGUUCUCCCUAAAAUGUCAAAUGUGGCCAGAUCAAACUCCCUUAGAUCUUCAAGUCCACCUAAGUUAAGAAGAGAUCAUAGAAAUAAUACUAAUGUGCCCCCUUCAGUGCCAGAAGAACAAGUUAUGCAAUACACUUCAAUGAGAAGGGAUCCAAGCAUAAGUAAACCUCAGGUACGAGAUAAUUCUCCAGCUGAACGUUCCCUAAGUAAUCAAGAAAUUCCUAAUCCUUUCGUAAACGGUAACAUACCAGAUCAAUAUAUAGGUUACCAUCCUCGAGAUCAUCCUCAAAUUUCACCAGCAGGCUCUAUGAUGUCUUCUGGACCUUCUCCCAUGAUACCUUUAUCUCACAAAGCAGGUCAUACACAACCAACUCAUACUGGAUCACAUCAGAGUCUUCAACAUGCAGGAUACCACUCCGCUCCACAGAGGCAUGAUCAAAAUCAAAAUUUAAAAAAUGGAUUGCAAUCAACUCAGGCUGUACAUACUCCACCUAGUGCCACUGGUCAAGUUUCAUCCAAUAAACAUCAUGAACAAAGGCUUACCCAUGAACAGUUCAGAGCAGCUCUUCAAAUGGUUGUAUCCUCAAAGGAUCCUCGUGAAAAUCUGGAACGGUUUAUUAAAAUAGGUGAAGGUUCAACGGGUACUGUAUGUAUAGCUCAUGAUCGCACUACAGGCCGACAAGUUGCCGUAAAAAAAAUGGAUUUAAGAAAACAACAACGGAGAGAACUCUUAUUUAAUGAAGUGGUCAUUAUGAGAGAUUAUCAUCAUCCUAAUAUAGUAGAAAUGUUUGACAGUUAUUUGGUGAAUGAUGAACUUUGGGUUGUAAUGGAAUUUUUAGAAGGUGGAGCCCUAACGGAUAUUGUGACACAUUCCAGAAUGGACGAAGAACAAAUUGCAACUGUCUGUAAACAAUGUUUGAAAGCUUUGUCUUACCUUCAUUCCCAAGGAGUUAUUCAUAGAGAUAUUAAGUCAGAUUCAAUAUUAUUAGCACUCGAUGGAAGAGUAAAAUUGUCCGACUUUGGAUUCUGUGCUCAAGUUUCUCAAGAGCUUCCAAAACGAAAAUCUUUAGUUGGAACUCCUUAUUGGAUGUCACCUGAAGUUAUAUCAAGAUUGCCGUACGGACCUGAAGUUGAUAUUUGGUCAUUAGGUAUUAUGGUUAUAGAAAUGGUUGAUGGAGAACCGCCAUUAUUCAACGAACCUCCUUUGCAGGCUAUGAGGAGGAUACGGGAAAUGCCACCUCCAAAACUAAAAAAUGCUCAUAAGGUAUCCCCACGGUUGCAAUCAUUCUUGGACAGGAUGCUAGUAAGAGAUCCUGCUCAACGUGCAACUGCUCAAGAACUUCUAGCGCAUCCAUUUCUAAGGCAAGCUGGUCCACCAGCUUUAUUGGUACCAUUGAUGCGAGGCGUCAAAAAUACGAAUUAUUCUUAAGGUAUUA